AUCCAGACAUUUCUCGCCCCAUUCCUAAAACCCUUGCUUUUCCUCCUAAAACCCUAAUCUGCCAAUCUUACCUCUGAUUCUGAUAAUCUCCCCGGGAAUUAGACCGAACACCUACUCCGUUCAACUUCAGCCAUGGUGGUCAGCAGAAUCACUUCUCGGGUCUCAAGGACUGUGUUGACUCAGUGCCGCAAUUCGCUGAUCUUUCACGCCCGGCAACAUCAACAACAGAGCCCAAUCCUUUCCAAUCGAUUCCAUUCCCUAUGUUAUCCUCAAAACAAGAUUAUUCCUGGUCACGUGUCUCUUCUGCGUGAUUCUACUCUUAAUCAUUCUGCUUUUCAACGGUUUGGAAUGUCAUCAUCAGCAUCUACACAAUCUGAUGAAAAAGAGACAGCUCAGGCAAGAAAUGGACAGGGAAACGCAGUAGAAAGUGAUGCUGCUGCAAGUGCAAAUGGGAAUGCUGAAGUUCCUGAUGAAACCAAUAAAUCAGGUUCUGAUAUGGGACCCAAUACUAACACAUCUGAAAACAUAAAAAGGAGGAGAAGAAGUACUAAACAGACUCUAUUUUCUGACUCUGAUUCUGAUUUAGAUGUAGAGGACCUUUCUAGGGAUGAUUUGGUCAAGCUCAUCGUGGAGAAGGAAGAAAAACUAAAUGCGAAACAAAAAGAGCUUGAAGAAAUGAAGGACAAGGCUCUUCGGACAUAUGCUGAGAUGGAGAACACAAUGGAUAGGAAUAGGCGUGAAUCUGAGAACACAAAGAAGUUUGCGGUUCAGAACUUUGCGAAAAGCCUGCUAGAUGUUGCAGACAAUUUGGGCAGGGCUUCAUCAGUUGUAAAAGAAAGCUUUUCAAAAAUUGAUACUGCUAAUGACAAUACUGGUGCUGUACCACUUCUGAAAACACUACUGGAAGGUGUUGAAAUGACUGAGAAACAACUAGCUGAGGUAUUUAAAAAGUUUGGAGUUACAAAAUAUGACCCUAUCAAUGAAGAGUUUGAUCCAAACAAGCAUAAUGCUGUAUUCCAAGUGCCAGAUCCUUCAAAGCCACCCGGCACUGUUGCAAUUGUCCUUAAGUCGGGGUACAUGCUACAUGACCGAAUCAUUCGACCAGCAGAAGUUGGGGUGACACAAGCAGUGGAGAAUUAAACAGCAGGCCAAGGAUCUGAAUCUUGAAGGAAUGGCAUUGGAUGUGGAAAUCUUUUCCUGCUGCACCAUUUGAUUUUGGAAGAGAACUAUUUAAGCUUGCAGAGAGAUGAAACUCUAGGCCACCCUUUAAGUUGAUCCUUGAUAUGCAAACACCUCCCUUCAACCCCCAACUCCCCACUGACUCUUUACCUUUUUCCAAGAAGGGAAAAAAAAUUACAAACCUCUUUUCUUGGUAAGAGCGGUUAUGGCAGAGGUCUUUCAUCUUAAUGAUUUUUUGUUGUUAGCGAGAUCAAAGUGAUUUUUAUUUGGAGCAAAAACUAACGAAUUAAUUUUUAGGAUUUGGUGUAUAAAUUUACUUACGGGUUACUAUAUAUUGUUUAAUGUUUAAUAAUAGUAAGGCAUGGACAUGUCUUUAAAUAUUCUUA
Molecule: messenger RNA, 1565 nt
Organism: Ipomoea triloba (trilobed morning glory)
Lineage: Eukaryota; Viridiplantae; Streptophyta; Magnoliopsida; Solanales; Convolvulaceae
Product: grpE protein homolog 2, mitochondrial
Exons: 5
Coding region: 133-1140 (335 amino acids)
Biological process (GO): protein folding; protein import into mitochondrial matrix
Cellular component (GO): PAM complex, Tim23 associated import motor
Molecular function (GO): protein-folding chaperone binding; adenyl-nucleotide exchange factor activity; protein homodimerization activity
Source: RefSeq, a predicted model, not a curated record